Arabidopsis arenosa is the source of this 1113-nucleotide messenger RNA. Lineage: Eukaryota; Viridiplantae; Streptophyta; Magnoliopsida; Brassicales; Brassicaceae. The record is from the annotation of a GenBank genome assembly.
AAGAAAAAACAGAGCGUUCACAUUUCUGUGCUACAUUACAUUAUCAUGGCAUUGAUCUUCUUCUUCUUCUUCUUGUUAUCGAAUUUGUUCUUCUCCGGAGUUAUGUCAAGGAGCUUCACAUUUUCGAACAAAUGCGAAUACACAGUCUGGCCGGGAAUUCUAUCUAACGCCGGAGUUCCUCCAUUACAACCUACGGGCUUCGUCCUUCAGAGAGGCGAGACGCGUACGAUCGACGCGCCGUCUUCAUGGGGCGGUCGUUUCUGGGGAAGGACACUAUGCUCUACCAAUUCCGAUGGAAAAUUCUCCUGCGCAACUGGAGAUUGCGGUUCCGGAAAACUUGAAUGCUCCGGCGCUGGAGCUGCCCCUCCUGCGACUCUAGCUGAAUUUACCCUCGACGGUUCCGGAGGACUCGAUUUCUACGAUGUCAGCCUCGUCGACGGCUACAAUGUCCAGAUGCUGGUGGUUCCUCAAGGUGGCUCCGGUAAUAAUUGCAGCAGCACUGGCUGCGUCGUCGAUUUAAACGGCUCGUGUCCGUCGGAGCUAAGAGUGAAUAGCGUCGAAGGCGACGGCGGCGGUGGGAAGGGGGUGGUGACGAUGGCGUGUAAAAGCGCGUGCGAAGCGUUUCGGCAGCCGGAGUAUUGCUGCAGCGGCGCGUUUGGGUCACCUGACACGUGUAAGCCGUCUUCGUACUCACGGAUCUUCAAGAGCGCGUGUCCACGCGCCUAUAGCUACGCGUAUGACGAUAAGUCUAGUACAUUUACGUGCGCGAAAUCUCCCAACUACGUCAUCACUUUCUGUCCUGCUCCCAACACCAGCCUAAAAUCAGCCGAGGAACAGAGCACAAAGACAAUGACGACGACAAGUCCAAGCUCCGGCAGUACGACGUCGUCGCAGAUGGUCUACGAAGGUGCUCUGGACGAAAGGAGUGGUUCACCAUCUACGUGUCACGGCGUAUCACGGGCAAUCACAGUCGUUCUCUCGCUUGCUUUUUGUCGCAUGUGGUUGUUCGUCUGACUAGAUUAUAUGUCUUAGUGUCUGCCACGUAUGCGCAGAAACAAGAACAUAUGGGCCUUAGAAGGCCUUUUCUCACUAUAGUAAAAUAUUUCUAAAGUU